This is a messenger RNA of Olea europaea var. sylvestris, 1373 nucleotides long. RefSeq names its product MADS-box protein JOINTLESS-like. Gene Ontology annotation, cellular component: nucleus. The transcript has 8 exons. Gene Ontology annotation, molecular function: RNA polymerase II cis-regulatory region sequence-specific DNA binding; DNA-binding transcription factor activity, RNA polymerase II-specific; protein dimerization activity. Gene Ontology annotation, biological process: positive regulation of transcription by RNA polymerase II. NCBI's taxonomy places the organism in Eukaryota, Viridiplantae, Streptophyta, Magnoliopsida, Lamiales, Oleaceae. The record is from RefSeq and is a predicted model, not a curated record. Bases 369 to 1067 code for a protein of 232 amino acids.
ACCUCCUUUUCUCUUUCCCUCUUUUUAGUUUAUAAUACCUAACCUCUGAUUUGUAGACUCCAUCUGUCUCUCUCUCAUAAUCCGAAUCUCAGUAAAACAAUGCCCAAAUAAAGCAGCCCUUUCUUUUUUUAGCUUUUAGUACUUUUUUUCUCGUUAGGGUUUUGUUCUCUUGUUUAUUCCCCUCUAUAUUUGGAAACAUGCGGCCUUUCUCCAAGAAUAUCUUUCUCCGAACCUCUAUUUAGCCGAAAUCUAGAAACCCCUAUUCUCUUUGUUAGUACAAAUACUAUACAAUAUUUUGCUUUCUUGGGCUGUUUUGUUGUUUGUUCUUGAGAGGUGGGCUAUUUAUAUUAUUGUAGUAAAGUAUAAACAUGACAAGGGAGAAGAUUCAGAUCAAGAAAAUCGACAACACCUCGGCCCGGCAGGUUACUUUCUCCAAAAGAAGAAAAGGACUCUUAAAGAAAGCUAAAGAACUUACAGUUCUUUGUGAUGCUGAUGUUGCUCUCAUCAUCUUCUCCUCCACAGGGAAGCUCUUCGAGUUUGCCAGCUCAAGCAUGAAGGACAUACUUGAAAAGCAUGGUUUGCACACAAAGAACCUUGAAAAGUUGGAACAAUCAUCUCUUGAACUUCAGAACGAGGGAAUUGCGAAGCAGAUAGUUGGGGACAUCAACUACUCCAGAUUAAGCGGAGAAGUUGCUGAGAGAAGCCAUCAACUGAGGUACAUGAGGGGAGAGGAACUUCAAGAGUUGAGUACUGAAGAGUUGCAGAAGUUAGAGAGAUCACUUGAAACCGGGUUGAGCCGCGUGAUAGAGAAAAAGGAUGAAAAAUUCAUGAAAGAGAUCAAUCAACUUCAACAAAAGAGAAUGGAACUCAUGGAAGAGAAUGAGCGUCUAAGACUGCAGAUAUCGAGAGGGAAGAAAAAUAUGAUAGCAGCUGAUUCUGUGAACAUAGUCGAGGAGGAAGGUCAAUCAUCAGAGUCGAUUACUAAUGCUUGUAACUCGAUUGGCCCUCCGCAAGACUCGGAUAGCUCAGAUACAUCUCUCAAGCUUGGGCUGCCAUACUUUAGCUGAAACAAUGGAGCUAAACUUAAUUGUUGAUGGAUGGAUGAUUACUUGCCGGAUAUGGAUGUUCUAAAUAUAUAUGCCCUUGUUGUGUGUUUCGAUUUCCUCCCUUCUUAUGGAAUCUAUGGAUCCGUAUACUGAAAACUGAUAAUUAACUGCAGUACGAUAUCAUAUCCCAAGUGUCAAGCUUAAAACCAAUUUCACUCAGCUUGUAAUAUAGACGGGGUGGAGAUGAUGAGUUUGGUCCAAAAAUAUUACUUGGCAUUGUACCCCAGUGAUGUUGGUGCGGCACCAAUAAGAUUGACUUUUUCAUCA